AUGGCAGCGGACAGCGAUGGGCUAGGCUCGGCGGGCGGCGGGUCGUGCGGCGUGGUGGUGACAUGCGAGGGCGACCUGCGCGACCCGCGGUUUCCCGCGCGCCUGCGCCGAUUGUUGCGCGAACUACGGGCGCUGCUCGCCGAGCCGCAUCCGCACACACUCAAAGUCAACAAGGUGGAGCCUUGGAACUCGGUGCGCGUAACGCUGUCGGUGCCGCGCGCGGCGGCGGCGCGGCUGCGUGCGCUGGCGGCGGCGGGCGCGCCGCAGCUUCGCGCGCUCGGCAUCCUCUCCGUGCAGCUCGACGGUGACGCCGCCGUGUCACUGCGACUGCAACAUGGCGCCGAACUCAGGAUCAACACCGACCCUGAUGAUGCAAGUACGUCAAGAUCGCAACCAAACGCGGAACUACUAGCUGGUUUGGGCGGUAUCGGUCGCAUACUGAGCGAGUCGGAUGGCGCGAGCAGCAGUAGUACGACGGAGACGCCGGCCGCCGCGGCGCCGCCCGACAGCUUCAAGUCCCCCAACACCGUGUGUCCCAUGGACGGCAAGAUACCACACAACAUUCCCACGCCGACCACCGACCGCUGCGAGUUCCCCUUCGGCAGCAUGACGCAAGCGAGGGUCAUACAUCGCAAGGAGAAUACCAUGGGACUAGCGGGUCCUCCAAGCAGUAUAAGGCCGCAAGCGGACGGUCCGUUCGCGCGACCGUCUACGUCAGCGUUCCCCGGCCCCCCGCCGCCAUACCCCGCGGCGUCCCCCCAGCCCCCUACGACCCCGACUACCCCUGGUCCACCCCCUACGCCUCCCACGGUCGCCAUGUCCUCCCCGCUACUUGUCAACUUACUGCAAAACGAUGCGGCCGCGCCCUCUCCCAGGCCGAAGCCGCCGCAGCAUCCAGCUAAGCUAGAUCGACUUGAAGAUGGACAGGUGGAAUUAGCAGUGGGUCGUCCACCGUUCGCGGAGUACCGGACGGCACGCACUCCGACCCCCAUGGCGGGGCCCGUGCGGUCCCCACUGGCGGGCCCCUGCACCCCGCCCGCGUCCCCCGCGCCGCGCCCCAGUCCACGGCCUCCUACAUUCGUGCGACGUGCUGCGCCUGCUGCCUACCGCGUGCAAGUGGCAGGCACGGGGGCGGGGGCCGUGGCGGGGGUCUCGGGUGGAAGAUUGCCCGGCCCAGGUUACGCGGUGUCCUUCCCCGCGCCACCGCCACCGCCCCCAUACCGGCAGGGUGGCGCGCGGCCCCGCCCGCCCCCCGCGCCACCCGCUCCCCUCGCACCCCCGCCGCAGCACGCGCAGCACUCUCGGGUCACGCCUGAGGAUUUGCAGGCGCUACUGCCGCCCCCCACUGCUUCCAUGGAUCAAAAGACGCAGUCUAGCUUCCAGGAGUUCCAGAGGUAUCAACAGCAAUACAUAGCGCGGCAGCGCGCAGCGUCCCGCGCGACCUCGCAGCCCGAUUGGAACGAGCCCUACCGGGACUCACUGGCGCUGCUGGAGCUCCCGGACAGCGACCUGGAACACCUCAUCGGUCCGACGCUGGGUGACGACCUCAACCUGGACGAGAGCGCAUUCUCCGCUAUCUCCGAGCUUGACGCUAGCGCCAAGCUCGACAUGUUGUUGUCCGGGAACAACGCGCACAACAACACGCCCGACUCCGUGCUCCAGGACAUCACGGGCGACCAGUACCCGGGCUCCUAUACAGAGCCGCAACGCCACGACGUGCCUUCUAAGUCGGACUCCUUCGACGGAGCCGACACCUUCAUGCCGCCGCCUCCCGUGCCGCACCACUCUAAUAAGUUCAGAAGACAAGAGUCCGAGAACGAGCAUCAGUCGGCGCCGAGCACGCCGUCGCCGGGGCAGCACGUGCAGUCUCCAGUGCACCAGCCGCAGCCCGCGCCGCCGCCGCAGUCGCUGCCCGCGGCCGCGCUCGCCCCGCCCUCCAUGCACCCGCCCAACGCGAUACACUCGCAGGCCACCGCGCAACACACACACAAUGCUCUCCACCACAACAUGCUCAACGCGGUGCACUCCCCGCACGGCGCGCACUCCGCGCACGCGAUGGCACAGAGCCCGCUGGGAGCGCUCGGCCUGCAGGGCGCGCACGCGCACAGCUCCGCGCAGCACGCGCCGGCGCCGCCUCACCUGCAGAAUGCGACGGCCGCGUUCAAGUCUCCGCCCUCCAGUGCCAGCCAGGCCAUGCCUCCCCCUCUGAAGCUGCCUGUCAGGGCGACCACGUCGGUAGCGACCGCCACUGUUGGCUCGCAGGCCUCUGCGCAGGAGAUCGAGGAGCAGAGCAAACAGUAUCUCAUCAAAACCCUCAUGAGGGACGAUGAUGUACCGCCGCCGCCGAAAGAACAGGAAAAGAAAGUCGAAGAGGUGACGGUCGCCAACUGCGAAGUAAAGGAAGCCGUAGAAGCCGCACCCGAAAUGUUCGGUAUCGCGAAGUCGUCGACUACAGACGACGACCCGCGGAGACCUGACGAUGACCUCAGAAUGAGAAAUAAGCUGGUCAAGAAAGAUCGAGACGACAAACUCGCACAGAAAGGCGGAAAGCCCCGGACUGUCGGCGCUAAAGAGAAACCCGCCACGCUCAAAGACAAGAUCGUCAGAGACAACAAAUCCACCAAAGCUGCCUUAUCACGCCCUUCGCCCCUAAAGCUCCCUGCACCCGCGAUAGACGCACCCAAGUCCCCACAAACUGAGAAAGAAUCUAUCAAACUCAGGCUAAAACUAGACAAGAAUGAACCAGCAGUCCAAACAGUAUACAAAGCAGACAUCAGCUUUGUCAACCAACAAAAAGGCGACAAGCCAAUCGACGGAGAACUGAGGGUCCCGCCUCUCCAUAUAAGCCUUCGAGGGCGGAAUUCCGCCGUGAUAAAAAACUCGAAAAAGGAAAAGAAAAAGUUUGGCCCUGGUGACUUGCAUACAAAGAAGAUUAAAAUCAGGAAAUCUUCAGAAUCAGAUGACAAGUCACAUAGGAGGGACUCUGAGGAGUCUAUAGCCUCAAAAUCUAGUGAAAGCACUGAGAACAAGACUGAUGAAGAGUAUUUAAAUGCGAAAGGCAUGAAGCUCAACAAUCACUACGAGGGCGACGCCGUGAAGACAGAGAUCACGGGCGACAACAACGUCGUGUACAGAAUGAAAACUAUCUCUAAGAACGCUCACAUCGUGACCAAGUCACACGACUAUAACAAACUGAACAACAAGGUGCAGAGCUUAGACCUAAAAAUGAAAAAGAAACUAAAAAUACUCAAUGAGAGUGGGAAGUCUUCAGACAAGGAGCGGGACAAGGAAUGGAGGAAUGACACGCUGGACAAAGAAGGGAAGUACGCGCAAAACGAGGGCUACAGAGAGCCGAACAAUCACGACGCCAAGAAGAAGUUACCUACUCCUAAAACAGAAGUGAAAUGUGAUAGUGUCAAGUCAGAGGGGAAAACAGUGCAAUCAGACGUGGAUAGUGAAAGUAAAACCGGUGCUAGUGAGUUGGACAGUAGUAGGUUGAUCAAGUGUCAUAAGGACCUCGAGUGGACGCUUAGUGGCGACGUGUCCGACUCUCAACACUUCGUGGAGUCGCGGCGCGUUGCCGAAGAUGACAAUAAGUUGAAACGGACAAUCGCCGAAAGUGCUAUUACCUCACCCAAUGGUCUGCUCACCUCUGAUAAGAAGAGGAAGGUCAGCCACAGUUCCUGUACAGAACCUCCGGGCUCGACAAACGUCGGCACGAUACCUACGAGCCGCGCCGAGUCUCCUCCCACGUCACCGCGCCGCAAGGACCGGCCCAAGGACAAGUCCUACUGCAAACUGGUGGCCGAGCGUGCCGCCAGACCUGACGCAGACAAGUUUGGCAGCCGCUCCCCCGCCAGCCAAGCGCAGGGAGAGGACUCCGGCAUCGAGUCCAUGGACGCUCUGUCGGAGAAGUCCCCCAAUCAGGCCAGCCAGUCCCCGCCCGGGCCGCAGCGCAAGGAACGUCUCGAUAUGCCGCGCUCCACCAGCCCCGCCUCCGUGCAGCGCAUCAUCGGAGUCAUCGAGCCCGCGCCCGCCUCCGACGAACUCCUCGAGCGACUGUCGCUCGCCGCGGGACCGCCGCGGUACGAGCCCGGCCCGCCAGACAUCGACGACCUCGGCGACAUUGAGGCAGAGCUCGCCAAGAUGCACGCCGACCACGUCAACGGGGACGACGCCCCGCGCCGGCCCCCUCCCCCCGCGCCCGGCCCCGCGCGGCCCCCCACCCCCAUACUGCGGGACGAGCCCCCCGCGCUGCGGGACGAAUCCGCGCCUACACGGGACCAGCCCUCCGCCACCACGACGACCGAUACCUCGCGCCCUGACAGCGCCGACACUUCGCCGCUGCGGGAUAAAGUCAAACUAGAGGACUUCGAUCCUCCACCCAGCAGGGUGUCACCGCCACUCUAUACAUACUCUAAUCAAGAGAAACUCGGGCCCGUCGAUGAUGUCAAGGAGGAACGCCCCGAGAGGACGGAGAACGGCGACGCGAGCACGGAGCGAGGCGAAACAGAUGAGAAGCACGAACCUAAGUUAGAGAGACUACCGCUGAAGGCGGACUUUCCGGAUAAGAGUCUAUUAGAACAGCUGCUGAUCGAGAUCCCGACGCCGGAGUACGCGGGCAAGAGGCCGGAGUCCCCCUCCCCGUCCGCGCUGGAGCGGGUCGCGCGCAGCAGCGUGCGCACGCGGUCCAGCAGCAAGCUCAGCAGCCCCGCCGAGCGCCCGCGCACGCCGCGCCACUCGCCCGCGCUCGCCAAGCUGGAGCGCGCGCCCUCGCCGCGCCCCGCGCCCCCGCCUCGCGCCGCGCCCCCCGCCAAGCGCCGCCGCCGCGAGUCCGAGAGCUCGGGUGCCUCCACGCUCAGCGCGGACGACGACGCGCGCCCCAAGAAGAAACCACGACGAGACGCGCCUCGCGCCCCCGCACCUCCCGCGCCAGCGCAGCCCGCCAAGCGCAAGGACUCCGAUAGCGACAGCGACGAGCCUCUAAUCUGCAAGGUUCGGGGCAAGGUUACCACCAAGCUGCGCGGCCCGCGGGCGCCCACCAAGGCCCCCGAGGCCGUGGGCACGCGACGCUCCGUGCGACACGGGCCUACGCCCCCGGGCCCUCCCGGUCCGGCGCCCGCACCCGGCCCUCCCGGCCCGCCCGGGGCUGCACCCGUACGACGCAAAACUCGCAGUGCUGUGGGCGAGGGCGCGGGUGCGGCGGCGGGCGUGCGGCGGCGGCGCAGCUCCAAAGACAAGUGA
This is a messenger RNA of Spodoptera littoralis (African cotton leafworm), 5244 nucleotides long. The record is from the annotation of a GenBank genome assembly. Lineage: Eukaryota; Metazoa; Arthropoda; Insecta; Lepidoptera; Noctuidae.